GAAUUUCCCCCACAACUUGAAUUUUCCAUUUUCCCAAUCAUUCCCUCUAAAAUGUUUACACUAAAAACCAUUCUAAAAUGUUCCAAUUACCAAAUUAUCCGAUCAUCAUUAGCAAGGCAAUGGCACAAACAACCGAUUCCAGUGGCAUGGACGAGGCCCGAAAUUGGAUGGACAAAGCUGAAUUUCGAUGGGUCUUCAAAAGGGAAAAAAACACCCGGACGGGCCAGCAUUGGGGGCGUUUUAAGAGACCACGACGCCCAGUUUUUGCUAGGAUAUGCGGAGCCCAUAGGCCGAGCCAAUAGCACCAUGGCUGAACUCACAGCACUGACCAAAGGCCUAGAAUUGGUGCUUGAAAAUGGUUGGAAAGACGUUUGGGUUGAAGGAGAUGCCAAGGGAUUGGUGGAAAUUAUAGUUGAAAAUAAAGAGGUUAAAUGUGUGGAAGCUCGAAGUCAUUUUAGAUUUGCUUCCAUUGGCCAUCGUUAUAAGAAGCUUGAAAUUUGGAGGGAAAUUCCACCAUUGGAGAUUUUGGAUAUGAUGCGUCAAGAUGCUGAGGGAAAGAUUACAUUUAGGAGAAUAAAUACAAGGAACACAUCAGAAAAAAAAAUGUGCAAUGCAUUCUCCAUACCUGGUGUGACUCCCGAAGGAACUAGAUUAUAUCUCUUCCCAUACACACUGCGGGAUGAGGCAAGGAGGUGAACAAUGUCCUUGAUGGCAUUGUGCAGGCAUGCUUGACCCCCUGCAAGGGAUGAUAUUGCGGUAACUAUAAAAAACUUCUUUCAAUCAGCAUCUCUAUAUCUAUGUUUAUUUGCUUUCUUUACAGCUUUCAUUUACUGUUUUCUAAAUUGCGUUAUUUACUGCUUAUUAGAAUUAGCCUUUAAUGCUUUCUGUAUUUGCCUUCAAUUUAAUUCAUUUGCGUAUUUCCAUGUCAUGUUUAAUAUGCAUUAGUAGCGCUGUUCUUAAAAUUUCUGUGAAUGAGUGAAUAAAAUGAUGAACACCGCAACGUCUUCUUGACUUGCGUUAUUGAUGAAUUAAACAGAAAAAAUAAAAAAUUUGGUAUGCAACGCGAUGAUGGGUGCAUUUCAUGAUAACAGAUACACUUUG
Messenger RNA from Benincasa hispida (wax gourd), 1101 nucleotides. NCBI's taxonomy places the organism in Eukaryota, Viridiplantae, Streptophyta, Magnoliopsida, Cucurbitales, Cucurbitaceae. The record is from RefSeq and is a predicted model, not a curated record.